GACCACCAGGCAGAGGGAAGGAGGGAGCUCGGGACCACCAGGCAGAGGGAAGGUCGUGGCAAAUUCGCCCACAUGGAAGACUGAGCUUCUCCGUGGCACCUGGUUUCAUCACUGAGCAAGCAGCUCUCAUACCUUCCUUUCAGUGACAGGGAUUAAGACAUUGAACUGAGAGUUCGUGGACGUUGCCACUGGAGACAUUGCCCUGGGUUCUGACUGGAGUGGCUGUGGUUCUCCGUCUGCUGCCUCCAGGCCACCAGGGAGUGGUUUGGAGGUCGGACCCCUUCCUUACAUUCCUUAGUGGUGGGCUCGGCCUCACCCUGAGGCUCAUUGCUCGCCCAUUGGGCCCGUCGCCUCCGGGCCUGAGCUGAGGUCUGCCCGGGUGCGCUGACUGAGCUGGCUGGAGCUGGAGCCCCUUCCCUCUGCUCUCUGACUUGCUUCCACCAUGCCCGUCAGAGCUCCCCCCUCACGCAUCGCUUCCCCAAAUGCCUGUCAUCCACUUCCUCUGAAAAGCAACACCCGCUAGCUCCCAGAAGCAGCAUAACUAACUGCUUUUGCCCGGACACCUACUACACCCAAUCAUUUUAAGGUGUGUGUACCUGCGAUAUCUCAUUUAAUUCAAUUCUUCCAACAACCUGUGAUACAUACACACCUGUUCUCACUCACAGAUGAGAACACUGAUGCUCUGGAGGUCAGAGAAGGCCUUCAGAUGGUUGCCGGGGACUACUGAUUCCAGGGCACCCCUUGAAGAACAACUCGGGGUGUGUCCCCUGCCCUGGCUUGUCCGGCGGAGCCCUGAGUGGCACGUCCGCUGUCUCAGCCUGGCCUUGCUCUUGGCAGGCGUCACCCUCGCCCCUGAGGCAGGGCCUUUUCCUCAGAAGCCGCGUCCUGCGUUUAGGAAAUGUCCUUUCAGAUGAGCCCCCGGGGUCGGGCUCUUGCUGACACGGAUGGGACGUGACCACGCAAUGCGUGUCACUCAUGAGAGUAAACACCAGGAGAACGGGCAGGUGUCGGCUCUGUGUAAGGACAAGAGUUCAGUUUCAAUAAAUCAUCGCCGCAUUCACGAUGCCUGACAAUUCUUCCCUCUAAGAGUCUCUGACGAGAGCUCUAGAGAGGGGGUCCCGUGGCCGCUGGCUUCCUGCACAAACCGGUUGUUCUCCGGGGUCGGGCGUCUCCCCUUUGCGCUCAGCUGACCGAGGGCCGUGACCGAAGUUCGCGCCCUGAGGAGCCAACAAGGAGUGCAACGGUCAGGAGCCUCCGUGUGCUGAAUUCGGCUGAAAAAUGGCACGUGAUCUGUGGCUGGGUUUGAAAGCGUCUCCGGCACCUCCGGAAAUGUCUGCCUUAAGUGGGAGAGUGCAGACCGUCCUGGGCCCGGUGGAGCCGAGCGCGCUGGGCCGCACGCUGACCCACGAGCACCUGGCCAUGGCCUUCGACUGCUGCUUCUGCCCGCCUGCCCCCUGCCACGCCGCCGCCUCCAGGGAGCCCAUCAGGAUGGACAAUCUGUUCUGGAUUCAGAAAAACCCGUAUUCCCACAGAGAGAACCUGCAGCUGAGCCAGGAGCGGGAGGCCGUCCGGGAGGAGCUGCUGCACUUCAGGGCCGCGGGCGGCGGGGCCGUGGUGGAGAACACGACGGCCGGGAUCAGCCGCGACGUGCGCGCCCUGCGGUGGCUCGCCGAGGAGACCGGCGUGCACAUCGUGGCUGGAGCCGGGUUUUAUGUGGACGCCACCCACUCGCCAGAGACCCGGGCCCUGUCCGUGGAGCAGCUCACCGACGUCCUCAUCAGCGAGAUUCUCCACGGAGCUGACGGGACCAGCAUCAGGUGCGGCGUCAUCGGAGAAAUUGGCUGCUCCUGGCCCUUGACCGGCAGCGAGAGGAAGGUCCUGCAGGCCACGGCCGAGGCCCAGGCGCGGCUGGGGUGCCCGGUCAUCAUCCACCCCGGGAGGAAUCCGAGCGCCCCGUUUCAGAUCAUCCGAGUGCUGCAGGAAGCCGGCGGAGAUGUCUCCAAGACGGUCAUGUCCCAUCUCGACAGGACGGUCGUGGAUAAGAAAAAGCUCCUGGAGUUUGCUCGGCUUGGCUGUUUCUUGGAGUAUGAUCUCUUUGGCACAGAACUUCUGAAUUACCAGUUCAACCCAGAUAUUGACAUGCCUGAUGAUAAUAAAAGAAUUAGAAGCGUCUCCACACAAGGGCCCAGCCCGGAGGCCGUCCCCGCGCCCAGGAGCCAGGUGGUCUCCCGGGGAGUCCGAAGGUGACUGUCCUCAAGUCUCCCCUGAGUUGAUUAGUCUCCCGGUUGUUGAGUUAAGGAGCACCUCGGCCCUCUCAUUCUUUCCCUGCUUCUUCCCGAGUCAACAGUUCUGUGCUUCAGGAUGUGACCCAACGUCUACAGCGACAGCUCGUCUGUGCAUUCAGGACAUACUGUGUGCCUUUUAGUAACGAGGUGUCAUUUGACUCAGACAAGAAGAGACACAGACCUUGGGAAGCGCUCAGGAAAUGCAGGGGCUGGCGCGGGCCCUGGGGUCGCCCGCACGGUGCUGUGUUUCCCGGGCCUGAGCCGAGGCCUCGCGACAGCGGGCGGCACCGGGCAGCAGGCAGCGGGCAGCACCGGGCCCGGCACGGCUGAUCCCUCAAACGGCCUGAUCACAGCUGCGGGGCCGGGCACCCUCGGCGAGGCCAGAGCGCAGGCAGCAGCCCCGGGGCUCGCCGGGCACGCGUGGGUUCCGGGAAGGCGCCUGCAGCGGUGGGCCUCAUCUUCACCUGUUCUGUACUUUAAAAUGCACAGUCUCAGGGCAGGGCCGCGGCCUUGAAUUUUCUGUGUGGAGCCCCACAUUUUGCUGACCAUAGUAACGACAUUCGACUCCUGGACUGGCCGCCAAAAAGUGCCUCCCACAUGUCGGCCUGUAGGACACGGCCGACUGUGCGUUUCUCCUGUCGGGACUGAGGGACUGACAGGGCCACACCGAGGCCCGUGGAGAAGCCACCGUCUCCAGGACGCCUCUCCUGCCGCCGGAGAGCUGCGGAAAGACGGCCCCGGGAGCGAGGCAGCAGACGACAGCUUCCCGCCCACAGCCCAGCAGACAGGCUUCAGUCUCCAGCCGAGAGUGGAAAGCUGCUCUUUAGCCAGCUGACUGUGCAUUUAAAGGACACGCUCAUUAUUUUAGCCAUCUUGUUGAGAGGAAGGAAGAUAAUUUUUUAUUGGCCAAUUAGUCCAAUGCUCGGAGACUACGACCAAGUCAGAAUUCCAGUAGACUUCAGAGGAGAGGGCAGAUGCUCGGACUACAGAGGCUCCCUUGCCUACUGUUUUUUAAAAAAUUAUCUGUUUUUAAUUGUGGUAAAACAUACAUACAUAAAAAUCACUUUACCCCUCUAAGUGGACACUUCUUUGACAUUAAGUACAGUGACAGUGCUGUGUAACUUCCACCUCUGUCUACUUCCACACUAUUUCCAUCCUCCCAAAGCAAAUCUCACACUCAUUUGGCAAUGACUCCUCAUCCCCUCCCCUCCACCCACUGUCUACCUCCUGUCGCUGCGCACGUGCUUAUUCUCGGGGUUUCACGUAAGAGGAAUCAUGCAGUGUUGACCCUUCUGUGUCUGGCUUAUUUCAUUUCUCUAAGGGCUACUGAUGUUGAGCAUGUUUUCAAAUGCUUAAUGGCCGUUUGAAUAUCUACUUUGGAGAAAUGUCUAUUCAAAUUCCUAGCCCAUUUUUGAGUACAUUUUUAUUGUGAAAUUUAACAUGUAUACGUAACAGUGGUAA
Choloepus didactylus (southern two-toed sloth) is the source of this 3746-nucleotide messenger RNA. RefSeq names its product phosphotriesterase related (gene PTER). Lineage: Eukaryota; Metazoa; Chordata; Mammalia; Pilosa; Megalonychidae. Gene Ontology annotation, molecular function: zinc ion binding; hydrolase activity, acting on ester bonds. Bases 1279 to 2247 code for a protein of 322 amino acids. Gene Ontology annotation, biological process: catabolic process. The record is from RefSeq and is a predicted model, not a curated record. The transcript has 5 exons.